This is a messenger RNA of Myzus persicae (green peach aphid), 1490 nucleotides long. RefSeq lists its product as uncharacterized. The coding region runs from base 392 to 1066 and encodes 224 amino acids. The record is from RefSeq and is a predicted model, not a curated record. Gene Ontology annotation, cellular component: cytoplasm. The transcript has 6 exons. Gene Ontology annotation, biological process: intracellular iron ion homeostasis; iron ion transport. Lineage: Eukaryota; Metazoa; Arthropoda; Insecta; Hemiptera; Aphididae. Gene Ontology annotation, molecular function: ferric iron binding; ferrous iron binding.
UUUAUCGUCGUGUACACAUUAUUACAUUUAUGGUAUUGCACUGUCGAUAUUUGAAGUAACACAAUUAUUUAUACAUACAUAUAUAUAUAUAUUAUGAUAAAUCGUUAUUUUCUGUCCGUUCUGCGUUUUAUCUAAUUUGACGGCGCCGAUUAUUGUUGACUGCCGUCUUUUGUGUGCCAUUCACCGUAACGCUCUUUGUACUCCCCUGCUAUUGUGCACCAGACCCCCCGGCGUGUCGUCUCGAUUUCCUUCUCCGCUCUCAACGUCACCGCUCGAAUCGCUUUGAGUGCGUUUUCGUUCCGCCGACCAGUACCAGUCUAUUCCGUCGACCGCACUUGUCUGCAUUAUUGUUUCCGCGUCCGUCGGCCAUUACUAACGCACAGAUAUCAAGAUGAGCACUAAAUUGUUUGCAAUUUGUGUGACAACUAUCCUCUGUGUAGGAUAUGUUGCUGGUGAAUAUUGUUAUAAUGAUGUUGUUGGUGCAUGCAGCCCAGUUGGAGGAGAAGUUCAAAACUGUAAUUCAAGAUAUGGAGCUUUCAAGGGUGAUGAAUUAUUAGUAAAUGUACAGGGUUAUGCCAACACACAUAUUUUGCGUAGUUUUCAAUUCUUGCUAAUGUCUUCUCAUUUUGGUAACUUUGAAAAGAACCGUGGUGGUUUUGAAAAGCUUUACAGACAAUUGUCUGACAAUACGUGGGAACAAGCAAUUGAUCUUGUGAAGUUUAUUGGUAAACGAGGAGGACACAUGAACUUCCGCGCACGUAAAGAAGAGAAGAAUGAAAAACAAAUUGAUUUUGAAAUGUACGAAUUGGGAAGUAUGGCAAGAGCUUUGGAUAUGCAAAAAGGUUUGGCUGAAGAAGCACAUUUCAUUCAUGCUGAAGUCACACGCAGAAAGGAACAUGAUCCCGAGGUUGCAUCAUACUUGGAGAAUAACUUCGUACAUCAACAUUCUGACAUAAUAAGAAAAUUGUCUGGUCACACCAAUGACUUGAAGCAUUUGAUUGCCAACCAACCCGAUCCAAGCUUGUCCCUUUAUCUCUUUGAUGAAUACUUGCAGAAAUCAUUAUAAGAUAAUUACAUAUGACUGUAUGCCAUUUAUUAUUCUACAAAACUCUAUCAUUAUACUUUUAAUCCCAAUAUUAUUUAGAACAAAACAAAACAAAUAAAAUAAAAUAUAAUUCUAGUAAUUAAGGAAAAUAUUUAUAAUGUAAUUAUUUAUUAAAUCAUAAACAUACGUGAGUUGUCAUUUUUGACAGUUCAAUUUAUUAUUAUCAUUUAUUGAAACAACUUAUUCUUAUUAUUUUGGUUAUUCAUGUGUAAUUCACUUUAAAAUAUUACAAACAAUAAAUUAAUAAAUACUACAAGUCUAAUGAAACUUUCGAGAUUCAAAACAAAAUCCAUUUGACAUAUUUUAUUUUAUUGUUUGAAACUUUUGUAGUAUUUACAUUAUGUGACAUUUUGUUUAUUUAAAUAAAGUAAUAUUUUGUAUCCUU